Molecule: messenger RNA, 2253 nt
Organism: Paraglomus occultum
Lineage: Eukaryota; Fungi; Glomeromycota; Glomeromycetes; Paraglomerales; Paraglomeraceae
Source: the annotation of a GenBank genome assembly
AUGUCCGACUCACGCUACGGUCGCUCACAUUACCGCAAUGAUUACCGUUACGACUAUGGACGAGACUACAGAGAUCGAGAUCGAGACCGAGAUUACCGGGACGACGAUAGAUACUAUCGUCCAAGACGAUCGCGUAGCCGGUCGAGAAGUCCAGAUAGGCCUAGAUCUAACGGUAGAUAUGACCAUUGGAAAGAAGAUUAUGCAAACAGGAGAGAGGAAAGGUGGGGAGGAAGAGAGCAUUACGACGAUCGAGAAGAUAGCGGAAAGAGGAGAAAAGGAAAAGGGUUUAAAGGGCCUGAGGUUAGUGUUGAGAGAAGGGAACUGGACAAGGAAACGGGGUUUUGGAGAGACAGAAAUCCAAGUGAGCCGAACAACCAUGUGAUUUUGCAAGGAUUGUCUAUGCAAACAACCGAGCAUGCUAUUCAGCAAGUUCUGGAUAGCCUAAAUGCCAGCAUAGAAAACAUUCGACUAAUUAGAGAUCGCAAGACAGGUUUAUCUCGCCGAUUUGCCUUUGUCAAGUUUACAAGUGUCGAACAUGCACGGCAAUUUAUCGAAGCCAAUCAACCGUUCAUUACCAUUGACAACCUGCGCGUAAAAGUCGAAUACAGCAACAGUUCAUCCGUGGAAGAUGAAGGUUGGGCAUGCAAGAACGUAAGCGUGGUUUCGCAUCCACUCAUCGACGACCCUAUCCUCGUUGACUUUGGUCAUGAGCAUGGUCACGGAGGAAAUAAAUCCAUGGUAUCUGGCUCAUUGCAUCUGGCUCCGACAAGUGCAUUCUACAACGACGGUUCUCAAGAUAUCGGUCAAAUUCCUCAUCAUAUCCUUCUCGUGCGCGGGUUAGAUCCACUCACCACCGAGGAAUCUUUAUACAACGCAACAUUCCCAUUAUCCCCUCUUCGUCGAGUAUUACUGAUAAAAGAUCGAUUAUCCAGAAUGUCAUGGGGAUUUGCUUUUCUGGAAUAUGACGAUGAACAGACAUCAUCAUAUGUUUUGGAUUUGACGCGCAAUCGAGAAUAUUAUCCAGAUGGAUUCGUUAUCGAUUCAAAGCAGGUAACAAUGAAUUACGCUCACGCCGGAAGUUUUGUGCCAGUUUACGCAACGACAGAAUGGACAAUUUGGGGCGAUGAUGGAGUUGCGUUAUCAUAUUGGGAUGAAAAGGCGUAUGCAGUAGAAUAUUCUGGGCCUGUUGCGAACAAUAAGGGGGCUGUAAUUGAACAGGAAGAGGAGAAACCCGAACUCAAACCCAAAUUGAAAGAGCGUGGAGAAGAACACGAGACGAUUAUGAAUGAAGAUGAGCAGAAGAACGAAAAAGUGAAGGAAGAGAAUAUUCGCACAGUCGAGGACGAGUUGAAUGCCUUCUAUUCUGAUAUGGGGGCAGUUCUGUCAUCAAGCAAGACAAGCGAAACGAAAUCUAUCUUCUCUGUCUCCGAUAUGGUAUCUAAUAAGGGUACUCAGAAUCCCACCACCGCUACCGCGACUCAAAUGGUCUGGGAAGACUUUGUUUUGUACACGACUAUGCGAAACUCUCGAGGUAUUGGAUGGGUUAGAGUAAACCAAGAUGAUCUUGGGUCUCGCAAUGCUUGUGAAGACUUCGCGAAACGUCGAUUAACACAGAACAAAAAUGUGAUAAUAGAUCGAUGCAACUUUAACAAAAGUCAGCGAAGAACAUGGAUCGAAAUCGCUUGGAAAUUUGACGCUCACGUAGAUGCGAUUGUAAUGGACGUUCCUUACGAACUCGCCAAGUCUCGAAUUUUAGCUCGUGCCAAUCACCCAACAAAUGUAGAAGGUCAAGGGGGUGUCGAAAUCCUUGACAGAUUUUGUGAAGAUUACACCGUUCCUCAAAUAGAAGAAGGGUUCGAACGAAUUAUUUACAUUCAACCGCAGCAGGAGCCGUUUUAUGACAAAACAACAAUAGAUGAAAUAAUGAGAAAAUUACAUGAUGAGGUUCCGGUAACGCAUAAUCGGUUGGUUAGCUUGAGGCCGAAUCAUUAUCGUGGGGGUAGAACACGUGGAAAAGGCAGUUAUUCCAGGAGAGGAUACCAGCGGGGUGGUGGUAACACCGGUGCGCAUUACACGAGAAACUUUGAAGGAUAUCGUAAUGACGAUAACUAUAGAAAUGUCCGAUAUGAUGGUCGAAACCGUGCUAGCUAUGAUCGAAACGAGACAAAGAGAACUGUUUGGUCACAAAAUUCCGCUACAUAUGAUAGACAGAAACAAGAUGAGAAGUAUCAAGAAGAGUUUCCUUCGCUUUGA